Messenger RNA from Zingiber officinale, 998 nucleotides. RefSeq names its product RING-H2 finger protein ATL74-like. The coding region runs from base 209 to 739 and encodes 176 amino acids. The transcript has a single exon. The record is from RefSeq and is a predicted model, not a curated record. Lineage: Eukaryota; Viridiplantae; Streptophyta; Magnoliopsida; Zingiberales; Zingiberaceae.
UUCCUGAUUUUUUUUUUUGGGGCUAAAAUCCAGUGCUAUUCCUUGAGCUCUAAGAGGAAGAGAAUCUUUCUAGUUCUCAAUUUUUGGUGACAAGUAGGUAUUUUAUACAGAUAUACAAUAUACCUUCUCUUUUGAUUUCCUCUGCGUGUUUCGAGAUUAAGUUUCUUGAGGAGGAAGAUCUAGACAAAGAGGGAAUCGCAACUAAGGGAUGAACACCAAGGCUUUGACCUUUGCCACACAGAUCAUGGUGAUGGCCAUCCUCAUCUCGGUCGUGCUUCUAUUUGUGGGCAUUGGUGUGCUGGUGCUGAUCCAUCUCUGUAUCGUUGGCAGAGCAUUCCAAAGGGGCUUCAGGACCAUGGCAAGGCCUGAUAAUGACAGGAGGGGUUUGACGCCAGCUGAACUGGAGAAGCUUCCUUGCUAUGAAUUCGAGGCUGACGAGAAGAUGAGUGACACAGUGGAUUGUGCUGUGUGCUUGGACAGCUUCGAGGUGGGUGACAGGUGCAGGUUGCUUCCACCAUGCAGCCAUAGCUUCCAUGCUCAGUGUGUUGACUCUUGGUUGCUCAAGUGCUCGGUGUGUCCGAUAUGCCGCGCCAGCGCCAGGAAGGCAACUGAUGAGGGAUGGCCUGGGAAUUUCGGCGGUAGUGGUGUAAAUGGGGGGGCUGAGAUGAGGGAGCGCCAAGUGGUGGUGGUUGGGGUAGAAUUUGAUCAGCCGGUUGAUCACGCUUCCUCUUCUCGGUAAACAUUUUCAGGUCCAAAUUCUCUUGACUGUGUCACUAUGUCAAUAGAAUUUUGAAAGCAAAAAGCUGGGUUAAUAUCUCUCCCUCUCUCUUUGUUUUUCAUCCUUUCCAAUUCAUCUUUAUUUUCUUUCCUCUCUCAGCGGGACUAUAAUUGUUGUUAAAACUAGCUAACUAAGCUGGUUUAGGGAGGAUCAGAACAUGUGACAUGUUCAGAAUUGAUACUUUAAGCUUCUUCUUCAACGGGAUUUGAGCGUUUUCCUA